Molecule: messenger RNA, 1366 nt
Organism: Antrostomus carolinensis (chuck-will's-widow)
Lineage: Eukaryota; Metazoa; Chordata; Aves; Caprimulgiformes; Caprimulgidae
Gene: DISC1
Product: DISC1 scaffold protein
Exons: 10
Biological process (GO): neuron migration; cilium assembly
Cellular component (GO): intermediate filament cytoskeleton; microtubule organizing center; microtubule
Source: RefSeq, a predicted model, not a curated record
CUGAUAAAUUUAGACGGAAACUGGAAGAACUGGAGAAAGAGAAAAAUUCUUUAAAAUUUCAACUUCCUUCAAGGCAUCCUUCAAUUAGUAGUUUUUUGGAUCGAUUUGUUACCCAAGUUCAAGCAGCAUUGUGCUGGGCUGCCGAUCAUCGACAUGAAGAAACUCAGCUUUGGCAUGAAAAUGAACGUAAACUUUUGAGGUCCACCUACCAGGAGAGGAUGCAGGUUUCGGCCACCAAACGAAACCAACUUUUUCAAGAAAAGAAAUGGUUACAGAAAGAAAUUGAAGACCUCCGAGCAAGACUGGCCAUAUUAGAAGCGAAAGAUCAACAGCUAAGAAGAGAAAUUGAAGAACAAGAUAGGCUUAUUCGGUCACAGGACUGUGAACUCACUGCUUUACUUGGCUGCAUUUCUUUGAGAGAGCUACAGGAAAUAAGCAAGGCUGUGGAUGACACUUUAGCAUCUUCCUAUCAAAUUCCAUUCAUUCUAGAUCUUCCUGGGACAAUAAAGAGCCUUCAGGAAAAAGAACAAUCAUUCAGCAUGUCCAUUAAAGAAACUACUGCCAAAGUUUGUACAAGUCAGAAACUCUGCAGUACUUUGAGGAGGAAAGUGAGUGAUAUUGAGAGUCAACUACCAGCUCUACUUGAAGCCAAAAUGCUGGCUGUUUCAGGAAGUAAUUUUGGUACUGCGAAGGAUCUGACAGAAGAAAUAAGAUCAUUAACAUCCGAGAAGGAGGGGCUGGAAGGACUUCUCAAUGAACUGUUGGUUCUGAGUGCCAGAAACAUCCGAAAAUUGGAGAGAAUUAAAGAUGAUUACACCAGACUGAAACAAGAACUUGAACAAGGAGAGGCUGCCUUUGUGACCAAUGUAAAAGAAAAUGUUGAAAAGUACAUGGAGAUGCUGGAGGAUAAACUCCAUAGUUGUGGAAGCCAGCUGCUCCAAAGAGUGUGGGAAGCUGACUUGGAGGCCUGUCAGCUGUUGAUCCGAACGUUUCAACUGAAAGAAACCAGUUGCUGUGUUUUUGAGGAAGAAGAGAACCAAAUGGAUGAGAUGGAAAUGUCUGCUGAUGGCCCAUCUGAUUCCGAAAAAAGAAAAGAAGGUCACUUUCCAAAGGGCAUAGAGUGGGGCAAUGUUCCCUGCCCCAAACACAACGAGCUAAAAGAGGUUAUGGAAGACAUUUCAUUUGGAGCAGAGGGUCAUUUAUCUGAGGAGUUCAUCGUAUUUUCUGCAGAGCUGGGAGAAAAAUGUGAAGCAAUAAGUCAGAAAUUGGUGCAUCUGGAAGAUCAACUGCAAACUUCCGUCUGCAGAGUUGAUGAAGGAGUUAUUCAUAUCCUUUUUGAUAUACACAGAGAUACGUAUCAAUCUGU